Molecule: messenger RNA, 294 nt
Organism: Hydatigera taeniaeformis
Lineage: Eukaryota; Metazoa; Platyhelminthes; Cestoda; Cyclophyllidea; Taeniidae
Source: the annotation of a GenBank genome assembly
GCGGCAUCGUCUGAAGUGGCACCGACUCCGUUGUUUGCCCGAAGUGGAAUUCAGAGCUCCUUUGAGCACACCCCAGUGAUGGGUUCACGUGACGCCCUCUUGCCCACCUCCUGCACGCCAAGCAGUGCUCGAAGUGUCAAUGGACUGCCACACUCGGGCCAAAAGUCUGCCAAAGUCACGUGGGUCAAUGAGCCAUCGUUUCGAGGUCAUCCACACACCAUCAUCAUUGAAGGCGAGGUGAAUGCGGAUGCGCCUUCUCCCUCCCACCUCUUCUCUCAGCACCGCUACGUUUGA